Messenger RNA from Porites evermanni, 5706 nucleotides. Lineage: Eukaryota; Metazoa; Cnidaria; Anthozoa; Scleractinia; Poritidae. The record is from the annotation of a GenBank genome assembly.
AUGUGGCGCAUUUCAUUCUCCAUUGCCGAGAAAGAAAUUCUGUCCGAUUCUUCAGACGACUUUAAAGCAUGUUACCGAGUAUUAAAGUACGUCAGGGACAGCGCUGCAGACAACCUCGGUUUGGAAACAUCCUUGGUUCCUUCUUACGUGUUUAAGAGCGUCUUGCUCUCUCGGUAUUUUGCAGCUGGUGCGGAGUCCAAGGAACAAGAGUAUUGGCUCGAACAAGUAGAAGACACCUUAGAUAUCGUUUUAAGGCUGAUUAAGCAUGGAGAUAUCCAGAAUUUCUUCCUGUCAGGAUACAAUCUAUUGUCCACGACUGACCACAAGAACAAGUUGCGACAGAUCAUCGUGGAAAACAUGUUGAGUCUCGUGAAGGGUUUGAAGAUGACACACACUCGAGAAGAAGUUAGAGAAACGAAAAGGCAGAUCAGAGUGCUAGAAAGUGUAGAUAUCCUUGAUUUCCUUUUGUCUGAAGGUGUUGCUGGAAGAGAUAUCACUGCGUUUUUUAAUAAACUGUUUGUUAACAUUGAUGAUGUUCCUACAGGAGGGGGCGAUAGAAAAGACGUUAAGUUCCUUGAGCAGAUCACAGAUCUUGAUGAGUUAGACCUUGAUGAAGAUGUCUAUGUAAACCUCAUUCAAAAAUGGGCUGCGCUGGAAUAUCUUUUUGACCAACUGAUUCUUUUCCUUCCAGAGGAAGUGAAAAUUUUGGCUCGUAAGUUCUACAUCAGAACCUGGGAAAAAAGAAAGAAAUUUGAACGGGAACAUAAGGGUUGCCGUGCCUACCCAAUCAAGCAAAUAACAGUUCGUGACGCUGCCUGCCAAUACAUAGUGUCCCAAUUCACGGAUUACAUCGACGAAAAGGGCUCUCGUGGUGGAAAUUGUUACUCAAAUCUGCGCAAAGCAAUUCCUCCGCGUUACACAUCUCCAGAAUUCCUUCAGGAUGUCGCUGACAUAACCUUGGAAGACGGAAGUGAACGAGGUUGUGUGGUAUUCAAAGAGCGCCUUUUGCAAUACAUGUCCCUGGUCCCCGAAUCAGUAUUAAUAUCGCUUCUGGUUGGCUACAUAAGCCAGAUAUUCGUACAUGGCCAAGAGUUGUUACGACGCAAACUUGAUUACAUCAAACUGCCGGAGUUAGAUUUAGACUGAAGGCAAAAUUCUUCACAGACAAUGUUUCUAGGAUGCAGGAUGAUUGUUGUAGUCAGAUCACAGCAUUAUGAAACUCUCGGUUGUUGCCCUUGAAAAAUUUUGUUGUGGCGUUCGGGACGUCUUCCCGAAACCCCGAGCUUGUUUCAGACCAAACUUUGCGAUUUUCCAUCUGAACCAGAAUUGCGUCAUCAUGUUGCCAUGGAUACGUCGAACUCAAAAACGACUUUUUUGGAAACUCUAAACCAUAUGCCACAAAUAGGUACAAUGUGAUCUCCUGCUUUGUUUAAGGCAUUUUAAAAUUAUAUUCGUGUUAAAAGACGGUUUGUAUACUGAAAAACCUUAAAUGCAUUGGCGGCUGACAAGAGAGUCGGAAUAAUUAAUAUAUUUCAUUUCCCACAUCUGACAUGGGCUAUUUGGUGCAUGAUUGUACAAAGCCAAGAACAUUUUCCAGUUGUUGGGUAACCUGUUCCAACAUGUAGCGCCUCUAAAGGCAAAAGAUCGCUGCCCAGUUUUCAAUCUGCAUCUCGGCAGAUUCAGAUCUGUUUUAUAUCGUGUGUUUCUAUCAUGAUGAGCUAGUCUACGUGUAAAUUUUUGACUAAGAUAGUCUGGUGGUCGACUAUUUAGGUACUUAUACAUGGUCCAUUUAUCAGCAAUAGGAAGUCAUAUAAGUGACUUCUGUCCUUCAGAAAUGUGAUCAUACUUCGGGAGACCAAGAACUAUCCUGCCGGCAAAGUUCUGAACUAAUUGCAAUCUUUUAAAAUUUGUUUUAGAGCUGUUGCUCCAUACGGUGGAACAAUAAAGCAAUUUACGGAAAACAAAAGCGUUAAUUAGUAAAAGUAGCGUAUUUCUAUCAAGAAUGUGCUUCAGAUUCUGUUGAUCCUAAUUAAUCUAUGCACGCAAUCUGAAACUAUUUUGGUCACUUGUUCAUUAUCACUUAGGGAGGAGUCAAUUAUUACUACCAGAUGCUUGUCCACAGAUACAGGUUAAAUUACUUUGCCCAGUAAACCAACCGGCGGAAAAGAUGGCAGGUUUCUCGUAAGCUUAUAUUAGUCUUAUCAGGUUUAAUGACUAGCGAGUGCACCUGCACCAAUCCCGCUGUCAUGGUGACUGUUGGGGUGCCACGGACUUAGCAACCCUUUCCCUCCAAUUCAUUUUGUAUUUAUUGUUUUUAGCCAUCGCUAGACUUCAACCCUGUCCACUGACAGAUGUUANGUUUCUCGUAAGCUUAUAUUAGUCUUAUCAGGUUUAAUGACUAGCGAGUGCACCUGCACCAAUCCCGCUGUCAUGGUGACUGUUGGGGUGCCACGGACUUAGCAACCCUUUCCCUCCAAUUCAUUUUGUAUUUAUUGUUUUUAGCCAUCGCUAGACUUCAACCCUGUCCACUGACAGAUGUUAUACUUCUAACGCGUCUUUUGUCGUCCUCUUCUUCUCCCUCCCUGCACUGUUCCCGGUAAAAUUGACUGGUAAGCCCUGUUGAUCUUGCUACAUGUCCAAACCACUUUAACUUGCGUUUCUUUACCGCUGUUAAGAUGUCGUCGUAGGGCCCGAUGGUUUGCCCGAUUCUGUCUUUGACUGCAUCGUUAGUGAUGUGGUCUCUUAUGAGAUGUCAAACAGUUUCCUAAAGCAUCUCAUCUCAGUGGCCUCCAAUUUCUCCACGAAGUCGGCUGUCAAUGUCCAGGUUUCGCAGGCUUACAACAGUACUUAGACAACCAGGAAGAGCAUAAGUCUGAUCUUUGAGCUAAGAGAGAUAUGCUUAUCGUUCCAGAUGGUCUCUAGUCUCUUGUCUGUGCAAUUCUGGGGAGUAUUUCAGGCUUGGAACCUUGAUCUAUGACGAAUGCGCCCAGAUACUCUCACUGUCAACCUUGUCCAAUUUUUCACCGUUGAUGCUGAUGUCAAAGCUGAUCUCAUUUGUGAUGUUGGUUAUCAGUUUUGUCUUCUCUGCAGAGGUGCAGAGGUCUUAUCCAGGCGACCCAACAGAAAGGUUAGUUCCUCCUCUUUUCCUGCCAAGCCAUCAAUGUCGUCGGCAAAACGUAAGUUGGUUAUUGUUCUGCCUUCGAUGCUGACUGUUCCUUGACGAUCUUCUAGUGCGUCAGUCAUAAUUCUGUCCAAAAAGAUGUUGAAAAGAGUCGGUGAGCGCACACAGCUUUGCUCACUCCGACUCUAGUUCUGAAUCAGUCUCCUAUGGCGCCAUUAAAGGUAGACUGCACUAGUGGCCUUGUUGUAGAGAUUCUUUAUUACUUGAAUCAGGUUGGCGUUACUUCUAUCAGUCUCUUAAACGCCCAUAUUGCCACGAAAAGGUUUAUCUUAGUCCCACGAUGCGGAUUUUAUAUAAAUCUGCUAAGCCCAGACAACAACGACAACGACUACGACAACUCGCGACAAAAGCCUUGGGCAGGUGGAGGGGGGAUGGGAACGCUUAGAUUUGAUUGAGUUAUUAUCUCUUUACAAAAUCGCACCAUUUUACGGCGUCAGUACUUAAUGGAGCCCAAACCUUGGAAAUUGAAACAUUCUCAGUCUUUCAAUUUUUUCAAGUUUUAUCGCUCUAUCUACAAGCCUUUGAUACUAUACACUGUAAUUGCUCACGUGAGUCCAUUAAAUCGAUUAAUGAUCCAUUGGACCUGCCAAAAUUAAAAAGAGAAAAACGUAUGUGCAUUUUGCUUUUCGACGUUGUAUAGUUAACAACCUACUGAGGACACCACCAUGCAUCAGAUUGUUGAAAAUUUCGAAAGAAACGCAAGGUUUAAGGAUGACAACGAAGCCGAAAUUAUUCGACAGAAACUCGAAAGGCUAGUAUCUAGCAUUCAGGUACAAGUUACAAAGCGCGACAAACGCUUGCAAAGCACUUUGAUCCAGAUCGGAAGUGUAUACGAAGGGGUAAAAGUUCAUCGACCUGACGAAUUUGACUUCAAAGUCAGAAUCGACUGUCUCACUAACAAAUCUCUCCUUUAUCCCUGUGAAAACAAUCCAGGAUACCUGAGACUCGGUCAAGAUGAUGAGAAAUGGAAAGAAUUUCAAGAUGAACAAGGCUUCUUAAGCCCUAAUAAGCUGUGCCGCCAUUUCAAACGGCUAGUCAACGAAUCUUGGAGAACCAUAGACGUCCCCGAAGGAAUGGCCAUACAAGAAUUAGACCAAGGCACCAUAGAUGGACCGUGGGGACCUUUGUUCAUCGGUCUGGUUGGAGGCGAGGGCCGCCCGUCUGAGGUUAUGUACAUUGAAUCGCACGGCCCAGCUACGACAAUAAAAGUUUCAUGGAACGGUGGUAGCAGUUACAGUGAUUUAAUUAUAAGUGUUGAUUUGACGCUAGCGCUGGAAUACGCCAUUUCAAAGCUCCCAGUAGGGUUGUCAGACCAGCUUCCACAGACUGUAGCCAGUGGCUAUCUUAAAAGGACUGGUUUCCACGUCGUUCCAGCGGGUUUUGAUAUGUGGCGCAUUUCAUUUGCCACUGCCGAGAAACACAUCCUGUCCGAUACUCCUGACGAGUUUAAAGCAUGUUACCGAGUAUUAAAGUACGUGAGGGACAGUGUCACAAACGACCUUGAUUUGGACGCAUCCUUAGUCCCAUCGUACAUUUUUAAGAGCGUCUUGUUAUCCCGGUAUUUUGCAGCGGGAGAAGAGUCCAAGGAAAAGGAGUAUUGGCUCGAACAGGUAGAAGACACCUUAGAUGCCGUUUUGCAGGGGAUUAUGCAUGGAGAUAUCCAGAAUUUCUUUUUGUCAGGAUACAAUCUACUGUCAACGACUGACCACAAGAACAAGUUGCGACAGUUCAUCGUGGAAAACAUGUUGAGUCUCGUGAGGGGUUUGAAGAUGACACACACUCAAGAAGACGUUAGAGAAAGGAAAAGGCAGAUCAGAGUGCUAGAAAUUGUAGAUAUCCUGGAUUUCCUAUUGUCUGAAGGUCUUGAUGGCAGAGAUACUGCUGCGUUAUGGCAAAAAUUGUUUGUUAAUAUUUAUGAUGUUCCUUCUGAAGAAAGUUAUGAAGCCAAGUUUUCUAACCAGAUUACUAACCUUGAUAGGUUAGACCUUGAUGAAGAUGUCUAUGAAAAGCUCGUUCAAGAAUGGGCUGCCUUUGAAUAUAUUUUCGACCAACUGAUUGCUGUCCUUCCAGAAGACUUGGAAAUUUUGGCUCGUAAGUUCUACAUCCGAACCUGGGAAAAAAGGAAGAAAUUUGAACAGGAACAUAAGGAUAACCCUGCCCACCCCAUUCAGCAAUUAGCUAUUCAUGAAGUUGUUUGUGAACAUAUCGUGGAGUACGCUGAAAAUUACAUUGAUGGAAAGGGCAAUACUGCAGCAAAUUGUUAUUCAAACCUUCACAAAGCACUUCCUCCUGGCUACAGAUCCCUUGGAUUUCUUCGGGAUAUUGCCAAUAUAACCUUACAACAGGGAAGUGAUCGAGGGCGUGCAGUAUUCAAAGAUCGCGUUAAGCAGUACAUGUCAUUGGUUCCUGAAUCAGUAUUAAUGUCAGUUGUUGUUGGCUAUCUUAGCCAAAUAUUCUUUCAUAGCAAAGACGUGCUACGACGCAAACUUGACUACAUCAACAUUCCGGAGGUAGAUCUCCAUUAA